UAGAAAAGCUGGUUGAACAAGUACUGGAUAAAUGGAAGAGGCAAUUUUGUACUCACAAACAGCACUUUUAAGUACUGGUUUAGAUUGAUUCCUGAUUUGUCUUCCAGGAGGUAAGACAAAGCUUUAUAGCUGUUCUCUUAGAGGAGAAUGACAACACAUUCGCACAUCAGGUGUAGAGAACUUUAAGUCGCUAAUCCCACCCUUCCAUCUGUGACAGAAAAAGAGAAAAUGAAUGCGCGCUGCUGAUACGACCUUGCUUCAGCUUGCAGUUGCCCAUUAUUUUACGAAUUGGUCUCCUGAUGUGAAUUCUGGAGUGCACAGCUGUGCUGAAGCCUUUCGUGACUCCCGUUCUCAUCUUGCAGACGGAUCUGUUUAGGUCCUGAAGGCUACAGCUCUUACUUAACAAUUACUUGUGGCUGCUUCUUUAUGAGGAGCUGUGGCUUUGGAUGCGGGUCUGAGCUUCCUUGUAACGGGCUCCCCCUGGCUGCUGCGACCAUACAAUACAGUCCAGUGGUUUUCUCCAGUUGGACUCGUCGCCAUCUCCUCCAGUCAGCGUCUCGGUGAUCACUCACAGCGAAGUGGAGCCCCGUCACUAGGAGAUCGCAUUCGCUGUGUAGCAGUAGCCCGGGUCUUAGCAAAUACAGCAAGCGGCAUUCAGUGCAAGUGACAGGACACUUAAUCCUGCUAAAGUCGGGGGAUCCCCAGAUCAGCUUAGAGUGAGCGAAAAACAGAAAUCAAUAAAUACAUGAUGAGAUUUGCUUCAGGACCUCCAUAACCUACUGUGCCCCUUGAAGAGGUCAAAGGUUGGCAUAUCACUGGUCUGUCUGUAUAUUCUUAAUGAGAUCUGAAUGACAGAGGUGAUGAACACCUGUGAGCCCACUAUGGAAGAUUUCACUUUAACUCAAGAGCAAGAGGAUGAUGGACCUCCUUGCAAGAUGUUCCCAGACUCAGUGCACAAAUUUGAGAGGGGUCCUAAGUUGUCCAAACGGCUUCCUUCAAUAGUUGUCGAACCAUCAGAAACCGGUGAUGUGGAGAGUGGGGAGUUGCGCUGGCCUCCUGAGGAACCGGAUCAACAUGCUACAGGUGAAUCAUCGUCCACUCUGCAGCAAGAUGCUGACUCAAAAGAUGCCAUUGCUUCACUACCACAUCCAGGUGCAGAAGAAAGUUCGGAUACUAUAGAAAGCGAGACUGCUGGAAUUGAUAAUAACUGACCUGUUCUGUCCAGUCAACACUUCUCUCAAAUUACACUGUGAGGGUCUGGAUGUGGAUUAGAGCAUUCUGCAAAGGAUUGCAGAGAACUGCAUUAUAUUACAAGGGAAGACAAUAUUUUAUCUGUCAGUAGAUCAAUGUAAAAUGAGUUUUAUAUAAAAAUACAAAAGGUUUUGUUAAACGUGAUGAGCUUUCAGUUUAGCUUUAUGACAGACCUGAGAUGUUGUCUUACAAGUAAAGGUAAUGGAGGACAAAAUUAGAGUAACACAAGUCCACACAAUGCAGUUUAUUUUUGGUGAAGGGUAGAGUGACUUGGUAGGUACAGAUGCCAAAGCUGGAUAAUAUUUCUCACUAACUACUGGGGCAAUCUUAUUUUAUUGAAUUCUAGAUUUUGGCUUAAUAUUUUAGGGUGCAUUGAGGAGUCAGGUAACUAGCUGACAUUGCUAAGAAAAUUUUCAAUUGAAAAUGUAUAUUUUUCCUAGUAGUUGAAAGUCAUCACUGUGAUUUUUGUAAUUGUUGUUGAGAUUAGGAAUUAAACUAAGAAUUGUUUGUUUUUGUUGUAUUUUAAGUACUAAAAUAUAAAACAACAAUAAAAUAAGAACAAAAAUGAUAAAAUGUUCUUUAUGACAUUCCAAAAAUAUCAUAGCUGUAAUGUUAAAAUUGAUAGUAUAUAAUUAGAUAUAUAUAAUUUCAAUUACAUAUCUAGAUGAAUCAAGAGAAAACAUAAAUUUCUACAUACCAGCUUUAUGUGUUCAACUUGCUUUAAUGUGAUAGAUGUGCAUAUUUUUACAAUAUGAAAUCUAGCUGAGGGAAAUAAUUACUUGCAAAUUGAAUUCAUUUUAAAUGCUUGUAUUUCUUUCUUUAGUUUUACUUUAUAAUAUGCCAUUGUAUUUAAAGCUAAAUUAUUGAUGUGUACACUAGUCUGUAUGCUAGCUGUGCUGUGUAGCAGUAGGAAUCUUGUGUUAGAUGCCCCUAAAAAUAUCACAAAAUUCACAUUUAAACAAAUACUACUGUUCCUCAUGUAAUCAUUUCAUUUAUACUUCUGAAAUAAAAUUACUUUUCACACGCA
This is a messenger RNA of Protopterus annectens (West African lungfish), 2278 nucleotides long. RefSeq names its product LBH domain containing 2 (gene LBHD2). The transcript has 5 exons. NCBI's taxonomy places the organism in Eukaryota, Metazoa, Chordata, Ceratodontiformes, Protopteridae. The coding region runs from base 849 to 1211 and encodes 120 amino acids. The record is from RefSeq and is a predicted model, not a curated record.